This is a messenger RNA of Chaetomium strumarium, 1575 nucleotides long. RefSeq lists its product as uncharacterized. Lineage: Eukaryota; Fungi; Ascomycota; Sordariomycetes; Sordariales; Chaetomiaceae. Gene Ontology annotation, biological process: sulfate assimilation. Gene Ontology annotation, molecular function: 3'(2'),5'-bisphosphate nucleotidase activity. Bases 1 to 1176 code for a protein of 391 amino acids. The record is from RefSeq and is a predicted model, not a curated record. The transcript is spliced from 2 exons.
AUGGACAGCCCCUACCACCGCGAGCUCGAGGCUGCCAUCGCGGCGGUGCAGAAGGCCGCCGAGAUUAGCCGCGAAGCGCUGGCCAGUGCCCAGGCUGCCGGCGACGCUACCGGGACCUUUGAUCUCGUCAAGGACGACCUCAGCCCCGUUACCGUCGCCGACUUCGCCAUCCAGGCCCUCCUCACCCGCACUUUGGGCCACGCCUUUCCGCAGGACGGCUUCAUCGGCGAGGAGUCCGCCGACGAGCUGCGGCAGAAUCCCAAGCUGCUUUCCCGAGUGCUGGCCAUCCUUGCCCAGUGCUGCGGCGAGUCCCUCUUCCGCGACGGCGACGACCUCUGCGAUGUCAUCGAUUCUUGCACCACCACCACCACCACCACCACCACCACCACCACGACGCUCACCCCUAACGCUUCUUCCGGCUCCGGCACGGGCCCUAACAACCGGACGUGGGUGUUUGACCCCAUCGACGGCACCAAGACCUUCAUCCGCCGCGAGCAGUACGCCAUCAACAUCGCCCUGCUCGAGGGCGGGCGCCAGGUCCUCAGCGUCGUGGCAUGCCCGCUGCUCUCCAUGGACGUAGACGCGACGACCGCUCCCGUGACCGACUCUUCCAUCGACCCCACGGGGAGAGGAUGCAUCCUGUACGCCGUGCGGGGCCACGGCGCCUAUGUGCGACCGCUUCUGCUACGGCUGGGCGACGAAGCCGGCAGCGAAGCAACACAACAACCACGCAGGCUCCCCCGGCACGCCGAUGCCGUCACCUCUCCUGACGGCCUCCGCUCCGCCACCUGCUGGGCCCUGCUCGACUCGGGCGUUGAUGUGGUGCACAAGGCCGUGGCCGAGGCGCUGCGCGUGCCGUUCCCGGGCUGCGACCUGCUGGGUUGGGUGCCGCGGUGGGCCGUCAUGGCGCUCGGCGCGGCCAACAUGACGGUCUGGGUGUACAAGAAGCGGGACCGGCACGCCAAGAUCUGGGACCACGCCGGCGCCAUGCUGCUCUUCGAGGAGGUCGGCGGCAUGGUCACCGAUGUCCACGGCAAGGACAUCGACUUAGCCGCGGGGCGGAAGCUCAGCGCAAACUUUGGCUUUGUGGCCGCACCCAGGAGCGUCCAUCACCUGGUGCUCCAAGUGGUGCAUGACACCCUCCGGACGCACGGCAAGGAGGAGUUUCUUCGGUAGUAAUGUGUGGGUGCCAAAACCACUGACCGAGUUUCAGCCCCAGCCAUUGCUCCGUAUGAUGAACUGAAGUAGAUGUAAAAGAAGCAAAAUCAUCGGAUCCCGUCGGACUCAUCAGCAGUCACCCCUGAUGCCAGGAACAUACAACCACAUUUCUUCACACCUCGUCCUUGUGCCAAGAAAUGUAGACUCGGCUCUCUGACCUACCAGGAAGCAAUCAUUCAAAAAUAUGUGAGGCAAGCCUCAUGUGCUACUAUGCAGUAGUGGGGUUGUUUACCUUGGAAGAUGCGGAAGAGCCAAAGAGCCAAAGCAUAUUACCUGUUACAGUAUCAGCCCAUCACCCCCGUCACCAGCACAACAUAUGCCCAGAACCAUAUGACAAUCACGUGAAGUCAGAAAUAG